This is a messenger RNA of Gryllus bimaculatus (two-spotted cricket), 5356 nucleotides long. The record is from the annotation of a GenBank genome assembly. Lineage: Eukaryota; Metazoa; Arthropoda; Insecta; Orthoptera; Gryllidae.
AUGGGAAAUUUAGCAUGUUGUGGCGGCAAGAAAUCUGCUAAGGGAAAUGACGGAUCAGUCUUAGAUCGCGUUAUUUCUCAAGCAUCAAACAAGGAUGAUUGUCUUCUCUAUCGUCUUGCUAACUACAAGAAUGGCGGAGAAUUAAUCGAUGCAUACAAUAUAGGUGGACAAUCCGAAGUUGAAAAGUUAAUUCUUGAACAAUUUGGAGUGCUGAUGUAUUGUGAUGGUAAAGGUCAGGUAAUAAACAGAGCAGAGUAUCUGCGUUGGAAGUUUCGAGAUCAGGCACAGGUUGUUUUGCCCAUAGAGGCAUCCCUUAGUCCACACGAUCCUCUAGCUAAGUGGGAAGACCAUGAAGCAUGCUGGAAGAUGCAGUACAGAGGCUCUCUUGGAGAAACACUUCUCCAUGUUCUCAUCAUUUGUGAUACAAAAGUGCACACACGGUUAGCACGUACUUUGUUAAAAUGUUUUCCAAAACUGGCACUUGAUAUUGUUGAAGGUGAAGAUUAUCUAGGGGCAAGUGCUUUGCAUUUGGCAAUUGCAUAUGCAAAUAAUGAGCUUGUUCAGGACCUCGUUGAAGCAGGUGCAAAUGUUGCCCAGCGAGCCUUAGGAAGUUUCUUCUUACCUAGAGAUCAACAACUACCCCAACCAGCAAAGCAUACUGAUUAUGAAGGGCUAGCAUACUUAGGAGAGUAUCCUCUUGCAUGGGCAGCCUGUUGUGCAAAUGAAUCAGUGUAUAAUCUGUUGCUUGAAAAUAAUGCAGAUCCUGAUGCACAAGAUUCAUUUGGAAAUAUGAUUUUGCAUAUGGUGGUAGUUGUGGAUAAACUGACCAAGUGUGUUUUGGGGACUACAUUGAAAAGUAAUAAGAUGUUGGAACUCAGCGCCAGAGAGUUCUGGCGCUACAGCAAUAUUACAUGUUCUGCCUACCCGCUAAAUGCCUUAGAUACUUUACUACCAGAUGGACGUACAAACUGGAAUUCUGCUCUCUUUAUAAUUCUGAAUGGUACAAAAGAAGAGCAUUUAGAUAUGUUGGAUGGAGGAAUAAUUCAAAAAUUGCUUGAAGAGAAAUGGAAGACGUUCGCAAGGAUUCAGUUUCUGAAGAGACUGGCGAUCUUGGCUCUCCACCUUCUCCUGCUGAGCGCUGCCGUGUACCUUCGCCCAACGAAUCCUGCUGUGCCUCUCUUGGGCCCCAUAGAAUGGAAUGACAUCUGUCGCUACUGUGCUGAAAUCGGAACAGUGAUGGGUGUUCUCUCUUAUGUGAUUCUCCAGCAAGGGGAAGAAAUAAAGAACCAGGGCUUAGGUAGUUUUCUAAAACAACUCAUACAUUCACCAGACAAAUUUAUAUUCUUAUUAUCAAACUUGAUGAUAUUAAUGUGUAUUCCACUACGCUUAAUUGGCGAUCGAAAGACAGAAGAAGCUAUUUUGGUGUUCGCAGUCCCUGGCUCUUGGUUUUUGCUGAUGUUCUUCGCCGGUGCUAUCCGACUAACAGGACCAUUUGUUACGAUGGUAUAUUCCAUGAUAACAGGCGACAUGCUCACGUUCGGGAUCAUCUACACAGUGGUACUGUUCGGGUUCUCACAGACAUUCUAUUUUCUUUACAAAGGAUUCCCUGGUGUAAAAUCAACUCUCUACGAGUCGUAUCCAUCAACAUGGAUGGCUUUAUUCCAAAUCACAAUGGGGGACUAUAAUUAUCCUGAGUUAAGUUACACAACCUAUCCAGCUGUGUCAAAAACGGUGUUCGCAAUAUUUAUGGUGUUUGUGCCUAUCCUUCUUCUCAACAUGCUUAUCGCUAUGAUGGGCAAUACUUACGCUCAUGUGAUCGAACAAAGUGAGAAGGAAUGGAUGAAACAGUGGGCAAAAAUUGUUGUCGCCUUAGAGCGAGCAGUGAAUCAGUCCGAUGCACAUCAUUAUCUACAGGAAUAUAGCAUUUCGCUUGGCCCUAGCGAUGAUCCAAGUCAGGAGCAACGAGGAGUAAUGAUUAUUAAAAGCAAGAGUAAAACUAGAGCCAAGCAGAGGAAAGGAGCAUUGAGCAAUUGGAAGCGCGUGGGGAAAGUAACAAUCAAUGAGCUGAGGAAGAGAGGCUGGACUGGAGAGCAGCUUCGCCGAUUGAUGUGGGAGAGGGCAUCCAUAUCAACACCAGUUCGUGUGGUAGCUAGUCCAGACGCUAUGGAGGGCGCGGACGCGCCAGGCAUCCCGGCGUUUGGGGACGCCCUGUCCGCCGCGCUGGACGUGAUGGCGUUCGCCAACGACCUGGACCUGGCGCGGACCGAGCAAGACGGCGCCAAGCUGACGGUGCCGUCGACUGCUCUGGGGCCAGGAAUCCCGUCUGCCCCGGCGGCGCCUUCGGCCCCGUCGGUCCCCCCGGGCCCCCCGGCCCCCGCGGGCGCCGCGCCGCGCGAGGCGCCUCUGCCCCCCUACAGCUCCCUGGCGCCCCCGGGGCCCGCGCCACCUGCCGCCCUAGGCGCGCUCCCGGGCCGCGCGCCGCCCGCCGCCCCCGCGCACGCCACACCCAACGGCCAGGCGCUCGGCCAGCUGCUGCAGAUCCCUACACCUACACCCGCGCCCGCCCCCGCCGCCCUCAACGUCCCCAACUUGUUCAUCGACCUGGCCAGCAGCACCGACGCCUUCCAGUUUCCUCCCAAAACAGAGGAAAGGAGAGAUGGUCGAGUUUACACAGUCACCGACGCUGCCUCAAAGUUUGCUGUUGUUGAUGCGGUGCAGGACCCAUUGCGGCAAUUAGUUAUGGCUUCUGAUAUGCCAAAUAUGGAAACGGAAUUGGCUGUUUUGGCUACUGCUGCAGCAAAACUAGACGGGGUCGAGGAAGUAUCUCCACCAGAGUACCAAAAGCUACUGUGCCCCCCUACAAUUUUCGAAUUAAAGCAUGUAGGGCGUCGUCCCUUGACUAACUUUGAUUCAAAUGAAAGUGAUGAAUUAGGAGUGGACCGACCUCUCUUGGGCCGAGGUUCUCAACUCAGACAUAGUAGAUACAAUGCAGCUUCCAACAUGGACCUCUUCAACGAAGAAGCUCUUCUGCGUCGAGAAUCAUCAUCAUGUUCUUCUGAUGCUGGCAUUGACAAUUUAGGCUUCAUCAAUGACUGUAUUCCCAAGGAAACCGAUGCAGACUGUGGGAAUGAAUCAGACAGUACAAGAAGUGCAUCAAAGGAAAUAAGCUUUAAAGAGAAACCCGCUAAUGCAUAUUCACGUCGUCCGAAAACAGCUCGUCCAAACAGGGUGGGGCCGGCGUCGCCCGCCCGCGUGCGCCGCGGGGCGUCGGCGGAGGCGGCGCGCAGGGGCCCCCGCGGCGGCGACGCCCGCGACUCGCUCUCCUCGCCGGACCCCCUCGACGCCUGGAGCACCCGCAACAUCGCCGACAUGAACACGCUGCUCGCCUGGAACAAGGAGGGCGACGACAGCCUCUGAGGCGGCGCGCUCCAGCCGCCCGGCCUUCCACUCCCACAACCUCCCAGGCUUCCGCACUCGCACUCUCUCCCGCUCUCGCAGUCUUCCGAUCUUCCUUGCAGAUUCCCAGCGUCCCAUCGCACCAACCUCUUAACUGCACGGUCUCUCUUCCUUUCUGGAAACGUGAAUUCCUUCGGGUGUUCGCUUCUAAGGUCCGGUUUACUCGCUUGCUUUUGUCGAACAAUUCCGGUUUAGCGAUCGCGCGCAAAGGCAGAGUCGUUCCUGGAGUUCCAGAAGGCAGAAUGCUCAAGCACGCGCUUUGCUGAAACUCCGGAAUCGUUCAAACAAGUCAGCCUGUAAAUGUGCUAAAUGGCAAUCAAAAAUAAUUUUCUACAAUUAGAGCAAAGCAUUAGCUUUGAGCUCGUAGUACAAAAGAGGAUUAAAAAAUGACACUUUGAAUUCAAUAUGCCGUAUUGUGGCGACACAAAGAUUGGAGGAUUAUUUAAUAUGAAGUAAGCCGUUUUUGGUAAAUUUAUCUCAACAUUAUGUAACAUUGAGAAACUCGUAGUUUUUUGUGAGUGGAGCGCGCCGCCCCGAGGACAGCCAAGGCCCCUUUUCCCCUCCCUCCGGCCCAAGGCAAUGGUCGAGACUCGUGCCUGUUGCUGCACCCCGGCGCUCCCUCUCUCUACGUGCCGAUGGCACGAUCCUACUUCCAUUCUCACUUCCCUCGACUCUCCACAAUGCUCCGGCCAGGGUGUGGACGGUGUUGCGUAAAUGGAAAAUCUCCGACUGCGAUGGACGAGAAUUAUGACUUGGAUAAAAAUAGGACCACCUACGUUUUACUCAGAACUCGGCUGCGGAGCUCGAGGCUUGCAUCAGCGUUUUCGGAGGUACAGAGAGAGCACUAAAACAAUUUCCACUCUGGAACAUUUGAGACGCCUGCAGUGGUUGGCCGAGAAAACCUGUAUGCGCAAUUGGUUUUGACUUUUCACAGCGCGAUUUCUAAAGGGCAGAGAGGACAAGGGAAUAUACACUUGGAAUGGGAGGGCAGAAGCGGAGAGCAGGGAGAGAGAGAGAGAGAGAGAGAGAGAGAGAGAGAGAGAGAGAGAGAGGUGGGACGCGACAGUCGAGUUGGGCGGAUCGCAGUCGGGAAGACAGGGUCCGACCGUCGAUUUGAGCGGAUCGCGAAUGGGGAGGUGGGGUUUAUCUCGUACGCGACCUUUUAGUAAUGUGGUCUUGGAAAUUGUGAAAAGAUCGAAGCUGGGGACGCGAUUGAACGUCCAAGUGUAUUAACGGACAUCAUGAAGUCGAAAUGCUAGGUGCGUUAGUUGUGAUCAGGCACCCAGUAAUUUUAAUUUCGAUAGCUAGGCGCAUCAUCUCGGACCACCGUUAUGACUACCGUUCAUUCGCGAAGUUCCGUGAACUAUUCAGAAUCUGUCGCACUCAUUUGAGGAAAGAGCGAGGAAGAGUGCGUGAAUGGCAUUUGGCGUAGCGUGUGGUGUGGACUGUCGUUGCCACGCACCGCUGCCUGCAGUGAAUGGACGGUGCCCUUUGAGCUUCUGUAAAUGGGCCGCUCCGGCCUGGCCUAGUGUGGCAGGCCCCACAGCCCAUGCCAGCACCUCCAGUGGAAGGCAGCUGACGGAUCAACUACCGCUCGCGGCCGCCGCGACACAUCCCCCGUCGCUCAAAGAAACGGUGAAGUCUUUCGACGAGUAAAACCACGCAAAGGUUUAAAAGCUCUUCAAGCCGAUUGGCAACAUAAAAGGGCUCUUGGUUGUUUCUGAAAUAACAGGGAAGAAUUUAAAGAAAGAUUUAUGUAUGACUUGGCAUGGCCGCGCUUUGGCCUUUGGAUCAUAUAAGCGUAAAUCCAUUUCAAUAAUUAGUCUGGUAACGAGCUCGUUAAGUUUCAUGAUUGUUUUUGUGUAAAUCUUUAAGAAUUAAAAUUAAAAUUAUGUUUAAA